Fusarium vanettenii 77-13-4 is the source of this 1023-nucleotide messenger RNA. RefSeq lists its product as uncharacterized. Lineage: Eukaryota; Fungi; Ascomycota; Sordariomycetes; Hypocreales; Nectriaceae. The transcript has 2 exons. The record is from RefSeq and is a predicted model, not a curated record. The coding region runs from base 1 to 1023 and encodes 340 amino acids.
AUGCUGAACGAGGGCGAGGUCGCAGUGGGGUGUUGUCCAUCAGGCUAUCAUUGUGAUCCUGCAAGCCCCUAUUAUUGCUUCACAACUCCAAGACUGGGGGCUCUCAUCACCGGUGUUAGCUACGAUCCCAAUUGUAAUGCCACAACAACAACUUCUACGCUGGGCACGUAUUCUGCUCGACGGUUAUAUCUCAUACAGCCCUACAAUGAGACUGCCCUUCCCCUCGACGAUGAUGCAAGCUCGGGUUUGCCCACGGUGGGCAAAAUUGUUGUCGGGAUAGUUGUUCCCCUCAUAGUCAUACUCGUCUCGCUGGCAGCGUUUUGGCUCAUCAGCCGAAAGAAGCGACACAAAGAAAGCACUCAAGCCCGAGAGAUUCAUGUCAACGCAGACGGCGGCGAUGCAGUCAUAAAAGCUGAGCUAUGUGGAAGCGAAGGAACUGCCCUCGCAGGACCCUACAGCGUUGCAUUUGAGAAACCCGAGUUAGAAAAUACCCCUGCCAACAGUGGUUCCCACGCUAAGGCGUCCGAAAUGGACGUGGACCCGUUAGACAAAGGGUUGUUGGAGUUGAAGGGUAGUAAUAAUGGAGGAGAGAAGCCUCGUUCUACUAUUUUGGAGCUAGCCUCCAGUGCCACACAAGCUAGAGCCGCGCUAUCGAGCGAUCAGCCGAGAGACAGGGUCGGCGAUGAAGCUCUUAGUGGUGGACAGUCACAGGCAAGAGCACGACCUGCGCAAGAGCCAGACGAGGGGACCAUGGAGUUGUGGCAAUGGAGCAACCCUCUACAUACUGGCGAGUCAGAGAAGGCAGUUUCCACUGGAAGCAGCCUGGAGAGGCCGCGACGAAAGGCAGUUGUGGGGCAAGCCGAUGCCGCACAAUCCAAGGUACCGUCCUCGCCAGAUACCAAGGGUCAAAGUCCUGCUUUAUCUUUAGAGCUGACAACGACCUCGCCCCCAGCAACCCAGAGACGGGAGGAGGAGCCGAAGGAUGGCGAGCCAGCUACAGGACCUGAUUCCACCUCUAGGUGA